Molecule: messenger RNA, 1807 nt
Organism: Dreissena polymorpha
Lineage: Eukaryota; Metazoa; Mollusca; Bivalvia; Myida; Dreissenidae
Product: threonine-rich protein-like
Exons: 1
Coding region: 262-1476 (404 amino acids)
Biological process (GO): neuron development; heterophilic cell-cell adhesion
Cellular component (GO): neuron projection
Molecular function (GO): protein heterodimerization activity; cell adhesion molecule binding; protein homodimerization activity
Source: RefSeq, a predicted model, not a curated record
AGGAAAAUUUACAUUGUAUAAGUGGUGAUUCAGACGAACGCUACUUAAAAAGAUGACGCUGUUUAUUUAAAACGUGAGUUUACGUCAGUGAUUGAUUUCACCAGUUACGACUCGCAUACACAAUAACAUGUUUAUGUAAACACGCGUGCAAGCAACACGGAUAGUUCGUAAUAAAUGUUCUUUUCUGUAUACUAUACUUCAAGUAAUAAUUAAUAUCGAGUUUAAAAAACAAUAGACUGUGGACAUAAACUGACAAAAUUAAUGGCGAAUAUCGUUUGCCUCGUUGCGCUGUUCUUCGUACACUGCAUCUACGCACAUGGUCCGUCGAACUCGGAGGGAAUCAGCGAGUCUAGCACAACCCUGUUUUCGUACACGUGUAACGGCGACAAUGGAGUCCCGUGUAGCGGGCACGGGAGUUGCUACUCCGGAGUUUGCUCUUGUAAUAUUGGCUUUACGGGCAUCACGUGUGAAUUACAGAUCGGAGGGGCCCUCAACGUCAACAAUACAGUGAUAAGGGACCGUUCGUUACUGGACCUUCUUCAGUCAGGUUUCAAUUUACUUUCAACGCUAGACACGGAAAUGGCGUCGUUUAGGAGUGGAAAUAACACCGUGGAAGUUGCCAACUUUCCUGUUAUGGAGCGAGAAACCGUUGUACCACUGAGCGCGUGUAGCGCCACUGAGAGAGAUCCCUGUAAUGGCAACGGACGUUGUCGAUCUGGCGCGUGCGAUUGUAUGCCUGGAUACUCCGGAUUUCGUUGUGAACUUUCAUCAUCGGUUGGUUUCUGCAACACGUACAGAGCGUGCGCAGAAUGCACCGCGUUCUUAGAGGUUUGUCCAGACAGCUGCGCUUACAUGGCACAGUUCAAUCUUGUGUAUGGCUUCCCCACCACCGUGUCGUCCGGGUUUCGGUAUUGCCGCUCUCGAAGUGCCGUGCGCCGCUGCUCUAUCUAUUACAUGCAGGAGAGCGAAACCCCACAGGGAUGGAAGACCAUUAUUGUGAAACCUUGUCCAAGUGAAAUGGACCCUUUGUCAUCAGUUCCACCAUUUAUAUCAACAACGUCAUCCGACGCUCCUGUUUUUGAUGACAAAACAUCCGCUACCACAGGAACCACCCAAUCAUCGACUUCUCAAGGUGUGAGCACUUCCACUACCGGAUUUACACGAUCAUCGACGUCCCAAUCUUUGAGUACGUCCACUAUCGGAACUACACGAUCAUCGACUUCUCAAGCUUUGACAACUUCCACCACCGGAACUACCCGAUCACCGACUACUCAAGGUGUGAGCACUUCCACUACAACCCCGACCAUCAAGGCUAUUCUGGACACUCCGACGUCACUUCCUACAGACACUCAACACGACGGACACAAAGUCGGUCCCUCUGAUAGAGCAACAGCUGCUCCGAAAGGUGCCGGUUCCGCCUCCCAUGCCAACCUGGUGCUGUUCCUUGGUAGUAUCGUGGUACUUUUGAACAUCUGACAGCAUGACGUUUAGUUUGGGAAGUGUAUUGAUCAUGCUUAUCUGGGAUUUCCUGCAUUUACUUACAAUGAAAGAAAAACGGACUAAUAUUUUGUAUUAUAUACGUGUAUGUUCACUAAACUUAUGCAUACGCCGUAACUAAGUUUAUAAUGUAGCUAGUAUGACCCUGUGCAUUUUGUUUGUAAAACGCUUUAAGCGGAUUUUCUGAAGUAAAGAAUGGUACAAUAUGUGCACUUAAAUGGUCUCAAAUUGAACGUGCAAAUAGUAAUAGUUAAAUGCCAAAUAAUAUUUUAUAGAUACAUGUUAGAUGUUAAUUAAAAAUAUAACUGAA